CAAUCAUCUUUGGUGGAUGGGCUGCACUGUCCACAUGCCUUGCACCAGACUCCUGAAACAAGUAUCCUGUUUGUGGGAAGAGAUUUCCAGAAUAAAGGAAGAAAAAUGCUUCAUUGAUGUUCCAGUCUCUUUGAGCAAAUGUAAUGCCCUAUCAAAUUUGUGGGAACUCCAGCAUGUAGCUACUUAACAUGGACUAGUGAUAUCCUGGACAGCACUAAGCAGCUGGAGUUUCAAUAACAGCAGUGCAUUGAGGCGAUGCAUAAAAAAUGUAAGGAGUGCACAGUGUACCAGGCACCCCACCUACUUGCUUCGUCAAGCUCCACUUUCCUCGCCUAUUACCAGGGUUUGUUGAUCCCACCUAAGACUUUUCAGCCACCUCGGAACUUUCAGAUCCAGAGCGGAAACAAAUGAUCUUCAAUCCUGAGGACUUGGUGAAGAAGAAUAAUUAUGGAUACCAGUGAAUUGAGUGACAGAGAAAAUGGCAGCAGAAACACAGACGCUUAACUUUGGACCUGAGUGGCUCCGUGCAUUGUCAAGCGGUGGGAGUAUUACUUCUCCACCCCUCUCACCAGCGUUGCCAAAGUAUAAGUUAGCAGAUUACCGUUAUGGGAGGGAAGAAAUGCUAGCACUUUAUAUAAAGGAUGUUAAGGUUCCUGUAGACCUAUCUGAUAAAGAGUUUCUACCUAUUUUGCAAGAGGAGCCCCUGCCACCUUUAGCACUUGUACCUUUUACAGAAGAAGAACAGAGAAAUUUUUCCAUGUCUGUAAAUAGUGCAGCAGUCCUAAGAUUAAUGGGACGAGGUGGAGGAACAGUGGUAGGGGCGGCAAGAGGUAGAAGUUCCUCAAGAGGUAGAGGUCGAGGACGAGGUGAAGGUGGUUUUUACCAAAGAAGUUUCGAUGAAGGUGAAGUAGGUUUUGGUCGAGGGGUUCGAGAAAUGCACAGAUCGCAAAGUUGGGAAGAAAGAGGAGAACGACGGUUUGAAAAACCAGGGCGAAAAGACCCAGGAUUGAAUCAUCCCAAGGACCAACACUCCAACCUGGGUGCGCCAAGUGACUUCCUCUCAACCUCUGGGUUCCCUAUAAAAUCAGGGAGACCAACUUUUGAAGAAAUGGGGACAUCAUCCACAAGAAAACAUGAAUUUACUCGCUCUGAGAGUGAGAACUGGCGGGUUUGCAGAGAUGAACAGAAUGGUGAGGAUGAUGAUGGAGGUUGGCGUUUAGCGGGGCCUCGUCGAGAAGGUGAUAGAUGGCAACCACAUAGUCCAGGUUGGAGAGAAGCUACAGAGCGCAGGAGGCGGUUUGAAUUUGAUUAUAGAGAUCGAGAUGAUGAACGGAGUUAUAGACGAGUGCGCUCGGGUGGCAGUAGUGUGGAUGAUGAAAAGGACAGUUUGCCAGAAUGGUGUCUAGAGGAUGCAGAUGAAGAGAUGGGGACAUUUGAUUCUUCAGGCGCAUUUAUGUCCUUAAAGAAGACUCCCAAAGAACCUAUUCCAGAGGAACAAGAAUUAGAUUUUAAGCAGAUAGAAGAUGGAGGAGAAAGAUCAAACUCAGAGGAAAGUGAAAAAGAAGCUAAGGAACCUGACAAGAACACCAAAAAAGAGACUGAUGAAGAAACAAACAAAAUGGAAGAGUCCAAAGAUGUUCCCUGUGCAACUUCACCCACUCCUCCUUCAGAACCACAGACACCGAUGGUUUCCAGCCCACCCAAAAAGGAAGAAAACAAAUCAGAAAAAAGUGAGGAUGCGCAACAAAGCAAAUCUGCCCCUGAAGCGAUGGAAACCUCAGCAUCUUCAAACCAGAAAUCUCCAGCUCUGCCUAGUAAUGGCUCUCCUCCUGCUGCUGAUAUAUCUUCAGUGUCUCCCUCACCUACAACUCCAACCGUUGCAAACCGCAGUAUACCUCAGGACAAUGAUGAUGAUGAAGGGCUUAAACACCUUGAACAGGAAGCAGAGAAGAUGGUAGCAUCUUUGCAGGACAAUGCCAUAGAUGAGGAAAGGCUAUCAACACAAAUUCAAGAGCAACGGACUAAAGCUGCUGCUUUGCCAUUGUCUCAUGAAGCUGCUAUGAAGUGGUUUUAUAAAGAUCCACAAGGAGAAAUACAAGGGCAUUUCACUAACCAAGAGAUGGCAGAAUGGUUCCAGGCAGGCUACUUCACAAUGUCUUUACUUGUAAAGAGAGGCUGUGAUGAGGGUUUCCAGCCAUUGGGAGAGGUUAUUAAGAUGUGGGGCAGAGUGCCUUUUGCUCCAGGACCCUCCCCUCCUCCAUUGCUGGGUGAUUUGGAUCAGGAAAGACUGAAGAGGCAACAGGAACUGGCUACUUUGAAUUUAUACCAGAUGCAGCAGAUACAAUAUCAGCAGUUUCUGCAGGCUCAGCUAAUGACCAGGCAACAGUAUGCACAAGCAAUAGCACACCAUCAAAAGGCAGCUGUGGGAGCUAUAACAUCACAGCAACAGCAACAGCAGCAACAACAGCAGCAACAGCAACUGGCUGUCAUUCUGGAGCAGUUUCAAGCCUUAAAGUUAAGAUCUUCAGAGCAAAGUCUGAUGCCCCCAGUAACAAGGUCAAUGACUGUACCUGACAGUAACUCAAUAUGGGAAUUGCAAACGCCAUCACCUCAGGCCUCAGGUUGGGAUUGUGGCAGUGUGUGGGACUUGCCAGUAGAUUCUUCAACUCAAACUUCCUCUGUUGAUCAAAUUCAGCAGAUGGAGAGAGGGAAAGCUGCCAAGCUUGAACAAGAAAGGAGAGAAACAGAAAUUAGGGCAAAAAGGGAAGAAGAGGAAAGAAAACAAGAAGAAAUUCGUCGUCACCAAGAAGAGGUACUGAGGAGGCAAGAAGAGGAAAAGAAACGUCGGGAGGAAGAGCAGCUUAUGAGGAGGAAACAGGAAGAAGCACUUCGACGUCAAAGAGAGCACGAAGCAGCACUGCGCCGGCAAAGGGAAGAGGAAGAGCGACAACAACAAGAAGAAGCCCGUCGAAGACAUGAAGAAAGGCAGAGAGAAGAGGAAGAGAGACGCCAAAGGGAAGAAUUGCUUCGAAAACAGGAAGAAGAACGCAGACGUAAGGAUGAAGAAGCAGCACGGUGGAUGAUGGAGGAGGAAGAGGCUCGGCGACGUGCUGAAGAAGAAAAUCGGCGAAAAAUGGAGGAAGAGAACCGUCUUCGAUUAGAGGAAGAGGAGCAAAAAAGAAAAGAUUUGGAGCGUCAUAAAGAGCUGCAGAAACAAGAAGCACUGAGACAGAGACAACAGCAGCAGGAGGCACUGAGACGUUUACAGCAACAGCAGCAGCAACAGCAGUUAGCCCAAAUGAAGCUUCCUUCUUCUUCAACGUGGGGCCAGCAGUCAUCUUCAGUCUCAACACAAUCCCAGGGGACACUAUCCUUAGCUGAAAUACAGAAGUUGGAGGAGGAAAGGGAGAGGCAACUACAGGAAGAGCGACGGCAGCAGCAGGAAUUAAUGAAAGCCUUGCAACAACAGCAAAACCAACAGCAGAAACUGACAGGAUGGGGUAAUAUUCCAAAAGCUUCAGUUACUACCAAAUCACUUUUGGAAAUUCAACAAGAGGAAUUCAGGCAAAUGCAGAAACAGAAGGAAAACAGAGCACAGCCAAGGACAUCAGCAGCAAUGAAGCUUAACAUGUCUGGCAGCCACGAGGAGUCUUCAUACAAGAGCACCACAGCAAUUAAAAGGGAGGAAUCAUCAAAUAAGAGAUCAGAGAGGAACCAGCAUUCCAGUUUACCAGUUAGCACUACUUCUGUAUGGGGCUCAGUCAACACCAGUCCUACCAACCAGUGGGGAACAGACAUAAGCAGUGUCUGGGGUGCUCCAGAUAACAAGAACAUAAAUGUGGGCUUCUGGGAUGAGGCUGUAAAAGAAGUGGGGCCUCCUGCAAAAAAUCAGACUUCCAAAAGUAACAAGAACAAUUCUAACCCUGGAAAGUCUCAUGGAGUUCAGAACAAACCAAAUAAAAAAGCUGAAGAGGAAGAAAAGCUUGUGAAGUUGUUUCAGGGGGUGAACAAAGCACAAGAUGGAUUUACCUUAUGGUGUGAGCAGAUGUUGCAAGUUCUAAACACAGCUAAUAACUUGGAUGUUCCUACAUUUGUCUCCUUCUUGAAAGAGGUCGAUUCUCCUUAUGAAGUUCAUGAUUAUAUCCGAGCUUACCUUGGUGAUACCCCAGAAACAAAAGAAUUUGCGAAGCAGUUUCUAGGACGCCGUGCCCAACAGAGAGCCAAUCAACAGCGGCAGUUGCCACAACAGCAGGAUUCAGGAUGCUCUGAAAUUCAAACAGGUCUACAGUCCAUCUAUCCGUCAAAUCACAGCAGAAAUCAGCAACCAAAUUUUGAAUCUGUACAGGCUGGAAAGAGAAAGAAAAAGCAGAAGAUGAUACGUGCUGAUCCCAGCAUCUUAGGUUUUUCUGUAAAUGCUUCAUCAGAGCGCCUGAACAUGGGAGAAAUAGAGACACUUGACGACUACUGAACACAAGCAAACUCUUGAUUUAUUUAAACAAAAAGUUGUUAAUCAUGAAUUCUGAAUGCAUCAACCAAUAUCAGUUAAUUAAAAAAUAAUCUGUCACCUUGAGUUCAUGUCUGUCUUUGGUACUUCAAUGCAUUUUGUUGUGGCCCCUUCAUUCGUAAUGCAAUCAUGUUUCAUGUACAAAGCAGCCACUCCAAAGGGCUCUGCACUAACCUACAAGUUUCUGAGCAUAGAAUCACUGGUUUGAAAAUGUAACACUUAAUGGUGCAGUAAAAUGCAGUGCAUGUCCUAUAAACAUUUGUUUCCUUAUCAGUUUAUUGUUGGAUUUUAUUCAGAAUACAUGAUUAACAGGUCUAUUCAAUGUUGGUCAUGUUAACAUCCAUUGUUUGGUUGAACAUUACAUAACAAUCCUGUCAGUAAUGUAUUUAUAAGAUAAUUCUAUAAUGCACAUGUUGAAGUGCUUUAGUACUGAGAUGUAUUAAAGGUGGUUUGGAUAUUGUAAGGAUAUCCAUUCGGUUUUUGUGAGGAGUACCUAAUCUUUUCUUGCCCCUUUUGAAGAUAUACAAUUUUUUUGGCCUUGUACAGUUUUUUUGAAAUUAAUAUAUUUGCAAUAUUCAAUACAGUAUAGCCAUUUCAAAAUAUGCAGCUAUAAUCGAUAAGUUGGUUGAAAUAUUUCUGGGUGUCCAGAAAUCAAGGUUUUCUUAGUUAUGCAGUUGCUACAUGAAGGCUGCAAUGUGUAACUAGAGACAUGUAAGAAAUUUUACUUUCCCUUGCUGUUAAAACAUGCAUGUGCAGGCCAGUGCCCAAUAAGGAGCUUUCUCUCUUAAAGGGGCUGUAUCCACUUCUUGUUCAGGUUGUAUUUUAAAAUUGUUCAAUAGUAAAUCUUUUACAGCAUCUUGGCCUAAUCAAAAUCUGUUUAUACAACAUGAAGAUGACUAUGGAAAAAAAUGCUGCAGCUACUGUAUGCCACCAGUUAUAAUGCAACAUUGAAUUUGCAGCUUACUGUAUUUAGGUGUACAGAAGAUUCCCUUUGAAAGGGAACUUGGGUAAUUGACCCUUUGGUGACUGAAGGACUCUUUUAGUUUCUGAGAAACAUGUUUUGAAUCACUUUUUUUUAAAAAAUAAGAUUCUGUACAAACGUAAUGCUAAAUAUUAGACUGAGAACAGAGUUAUAUACACAGAACAUGUCUCUAAAGUGCAUUCUGAAUUAAAGAAAAUGCAGUGAACCUAAUUUGCUGUCACUGCUUGCUUCAUGUCACUUUUCUAAAAACCAGUGCUUUUAAUGGUUUUCCAGUUCUGUUCAAAUUAAUUUGGAUUUAUUUUUGAAAGUAGACACGACUCAUCCUCUUUCCUAAUUGCCUUACAGAGGGCAAGGGUUAAAUUGGCAGCUGAGUGGUGGUGAAGGAGAGAUGGAUUAUAGGCAUAAACUUGGUCCCACCACACUGGCACUACAUUAGAACUCACCACAUGCCACUUUUUGCUAUCCUUUCUAUGCUUUAUGCACCUGUACACUUUAUGGAUAUUUGUUCCAGUUAAAUACAAAUUAUCAGGAAGGACAGCAAAUCAAAAUCCAUAAAAACAACAAUGCGGCCUUAAUUUUAUUAAGGUGCUUUUCUACUUUUGUUAAUUGCAGGUAUUUUGUCUGCUAAUAAAGUGACAGUAGCAAGAACCCUCUUCCAUUGUGUUGAGGCAAUGCUUAAAAUGUCCUACUGGAAUAAAGGACCCCCAUUGUUUAGCCAUAUUGGAGUUUGCACUAAGGAUUUCAUCUCCUUAAAUGCAUGAUUUAUUUAAAAAUUGAAAUUUAAAAACAUUGAAAGCAUAUUCUGCAUAAUAAAAUUUGUAUACAGGUU
Messenger RNA from Pristis pectinata (smalltooth sawfish), 6315 nucleotides. It is a transcript of the gene gigyf2, whose product is annotated as GRB10 interacting GYF protein 2. Gene Ontology annotation, molecular function: protein binding. The transcript is spliced from 30 exons. Gene Ontology annotation, biological process: insulin-like growth factor receptor signaling pathway. Lineage: Eukaryota; Metazoa; Chordata; Chondrichthyes; Rhinopristiformes; Pristidae. Gene Ontology annotation, cellular component: perikaryon; membrane; proximal dendrite. The record is from RefSeq and is a predicted model, not a curated record. Bases 479 to 4468 code for a protein of 1329 amino acids.